Molecule: messenger RNA, 2538 nt
Organism: Mercurialis annua (annual mercury)
Lineage: Eukaryota; Viridiplantae; Streptophyta; Magnoliopsida; Malpighiales; Euphorbiaceae
Product: putative pentatricopeptide repeat-containing protein At1g64310
Exons: 2
Coding region: 155-1825 (556 amino acids)
Biological process (GO): RNA modification
Molecular function (GO): protein binding; RNA binding
Source: RefSeq, a predicted model, not a curated record
AAAAAUAUGCACAAUUCUGAAAAUUUAUGCAACGGCAUGUCGUUCCUUUUUUUUUUAAAUAAAACUCCCACAUGCUGAGGACCUGACAAACGGCCUCGUUUAAAUAACAAAAGAUUUUGCGCGAAACCGGACUAACUGCAAAUCAAAUUCAUAAAUGCCCAUUCAUUUUCCCUCGCUUAUCGUAGAGCUCACAAAACCCCAUCAAACACUAUCCAGAACUAAGCAAUUACAUUCUUUGCUAAUCACUACAUCCCAUCUGCCACGCGACCCAUUUUACGCAACUAAAAUCACUAGAUUCUAUGCAUUAAACGGUAAUCUUUGCUCUGCACGCAACCUGUUCGAUAGAACUCCUCAACCAAGUGUUUUCCUUUGGAAUUCCAUUAUUCGAGCUUAUGCUCGUGCCCAUAAAUUUUAUGAAGCGCUAUUCAUGUAUAAAAGGAUGCUAGGAACCGAAAUAAGGCCUGAUAACUUUACGUAUGCGUGUCUUAUUCGAGCUUGCCACGAGAACUUUGAUAUAGACAGCUUAAGAAUUUUACAUGGAGGAGUGGUUAUAUCUGGGUUGGGAUUUGAUUCUGUUUGUUGUAGUGCGUUGGUGACGGCUUAUUCAAAGUUGAACUAUGUUAGUGAAGCUAGCAUUGUGUUUGCACGGAUUUGUGAGCCGGAUUUAGUUUUGUGGAAUUCUAUGAUUUCUUGUUAUAGUUAUUGUGGGUUUUGGAGUAAAGGGUUGAAGUUGUUUAAUGAAAUGCGAGGAGACGGGAAGCAGCAGCCAGAUGGAUUCUCUUUGGUUGGUCUAAUUUCGGGAUUAAUGGAGUUUAAUUUGCUGGGAAUCGGUCAAGGAAUUCAUGGUCUUUGCUUGAAAAGUGGCUUUGAUUUUAAUGCUUAUGUAGGUGGUGCGCUUGUAAGUAUGUAUGCAAGAUUCAAGUGCAUGAGUUCAGCGUAUAAUGUUUUUAGCAGUUUAUCGCAGCCUGAUUUAGUUGCAUGGUCUGCUUUGAUAACUGGGUAUUGUCAGUCUGGAGAUCAUACUAAGGCAAUGAUGCUCUAUAGGAAUUUAACUAUAGAGGGUAGAAGGGCGGAUCCCAUUUUAAUUGCCAGUAUAUUGGCAGCUGCUGCCCAUUUGGCGAAUUUGAGACCUGGCGUUGAGAUACAUGGUUAUGUUUUUCGACAUGGAUAUGAAUCUAAUAUUAUGGUUUCUUCUGCCCUUAUAAAUAUGUAUAUGAAGUGUGGUUUUGUUAGAUGGGGAAUUCGUGUCUUUGAUAAUACAAUAAACAAAAAUGCUGUUUCCUACAAUUCGAUAAUUUCAGGGCUUGGUUUCAACGGAAUUUCAGCUGAUGCUUUUAAACUUUUUGAAGAGAUGCUAGAGCAAGGGUUGAAGCCGGAUGAAUCUACAUUCUCCGCUCUUCUUUGUUGUUGCUGUCAUGCUGGACUUGUGAAAGAUGGUUGGAGAAUUUUCAAGAGAAUGAUGGAAGAUUUUUGCAUUCCAGCUAGUACGGAACAUUAUGUUCACAUGGUAAAGCUCUUAGGAUCAGCAGGGCAGUUGGAAGAGGCCUAUAAUUUUAUCUUAUCAUCGAAGCAACCAGUAGACAAUGGAAUUUGGGGAGCACUAUUAUCAUGCUGUGAUAUCUAUGGCAAUACUAAGUUGGCAGAAAUUGUAUCUCAGCAGCUCUUUGAUAAUGAGCCCAGAAAAGGUGCUUAUAGAGUUAUGCUUUCCAAUAUUUAUGCCGGUGAGGGGAGGUGGGAUGAUGCGAAAAAGACGAGAGAUAAUUUAUUAAAUGCUGGAGGAAGGAAAAUACCUGGUGUUAGUUGGAUAGGUGGUGGUCAAAGUUAAUCGUUGAAAUAAUUAUUAUUUGCAUCUCAGAUUCUCCUCAAUUCAGAUCAUGCACAGGAUGUUUAACCCCAAGGUUUCAACUUUUGGGUGCGUUCAUCGAGCAAAGCCAGCAGAUUCAAGGUAGCAACAAACGAAAUCUUCAGGGAGCAUCCCUGCACUCCAGCAGUUGUGGAAGUGGAGGUAUUGUAAGCUUGGAAAUGCUCAUUCUUCAAGAUCUGUUAAUUCCUCUAUAACAUGAGAUGCAAAGCUGAACCUCGGGAAAUCCACUAGCUUUGAAUAUUUCUUUGCCCAGCUGUUUUUUAUUUUUUCCUGCUUACAUCCUCUAAUAAACUUGAGCAACGAUACCAGUGAAGGUAUCCCUCUCGUAAUCUUGAAGUUAUACAGACUUGAGCUCCGGAAGAACUUAACUAGAGCCCUGCCAUUGUUGCCAAUUCUAGAGAACAAGGCACAAAGUUAACUGAAAUAAGGUCUAGUUACUUAUAAUCAUCAAUGGUUGGAGAAGACCUCACUCAAAAGAGAAGAUGCAAUGCUUGUCUCCAUAGUUGACUUCAGGAUGGAAACUCAGAAAGUCUAAAUACUGCAGCCAUGGCUUCAGGCCUUUCUUUGCGUGGUAGUCCAUUCAGAAGUUAGAAUAUAAGAAGUUGAAGAUAAAACAUUUAACCUUUUCAAUAUAGAUUCAUGAAUAAAGUACGGAUCCGUAAGAUUUUUUCUAA